Molecule: messenger RNA, 3414 nt
Organism: Carassius gibelio (silver crucian carp)
Lineage: Eukaryota; Metazoa; Chordata; Actinopteri; Cypriniformes; Cyprinidae
Product: zinc finger FYVE domain-containing protein 1
Exons: 11
Coding region: 93-2057 (654 amino acids)
Molecular function (GO): metal ion binding
Source: RefSeq, a predicted model, not a curated record
CCUCUUGAGUUCAGCACAGCUGUAGCACUGUAGUCCUGGGACAGUUGUAGUCCAACUAGCUUUCCAGAGAGGUGUGAUGGUUUUAAAUCACGAUGUCUGAAAUGCUACAGAAAGAUAUGGAAGAGAUUUCUCUCGGGCCUGUUAAAAUAGACGAGGAGAAGGAAAACGAACGGAGUUUUCUCCUGGUGGACGAAAACGAAAGCUUGCAGGUGAAGAAUGAAGCUCAGUUUUUGCAGAAGUUGGGCUGCAGCGCCGCUCAAGGAGUCAAAGUGCUGUCCAUCUUUGGCAACACGGGCGAUGGCAAGUCUCACACUCUCAAUCACGUGCUCUUCGACGGCGAGGAGGUGUUCCUCACGUCUCCGUCUCCGUCCUCCUGCACGGUGGGCAUCUGGGCCGCUUACGAGCCGCGUCUGAACCUGAUCGUGCUGGACACGGAGGGCCUGCUCGGUGCCGCCAGUCAACAGAACCGCCGGAUGCGUCUGCUGCUGAAGGUCCUGGCCGUAUCGGACGUGGCCAUCUACCGCACGCGGGCCGAGAGGCUCCACAACGACAUGUUCCAGUUCCUCGGCAGCGCGUCGGCCGCUUACCUGAAGCACUUCACACCUGAGCUCCGCGCUCUGUCUAGCCGCUGCGGGCUGGACGUGCCUCUCUCCAGCCUGGGACCUGCUGUUAUAGUUUUCCAGGAGACCUUUCGCACUCAGCUGCUAGGCCAGGAUGGCUCUGUCCCGGGGCAAGCAGACACUCUGCUGCAAAAGCGCUUCCAUGAUUUGGGCCAGAGCACAGACGCCUUCAGCUCCAUUCAGUACGUGGGCACCCAAACCAUCACUCCCCCCACAGACUACUCCCAGUUAGUGCAGAUAGUCAAUCAGCAGGUGAACAACACAUCCCAGCGAGCCCCACGCCAGCCGGCCAUUGUGUUCAGUGCACUGCAGGCCUUGAGCGACAGGUUCUGUGGCGAGAUCUCAGAUGACAAAAUCAGCAUAUGCUCCUUCUUUCCUGAUGAAUAUUUCACUUGCCCAUCAGUCUGUCUCAGCUGCAAUGUUCGGUGUAAGAACGGCAUGAACCACCAGAAAGACGGGGUCCCACACAGGGCUGAUGGAUUAUGCCAGUAUGCCCACCAAUACAACAAUAAAGUUCUCAUUUGUAAGAGGUGCUAUGAGAGCGGAAGAGAAGUGAUUGUCAUACCAAAAACCUCUGCCUCUUCAGAGAACCCAUGGCUUGGUCUGGCCAAGUACGCGUGGUCAGGAUAUGUUUUAGAGUGUCCCAGUUGUGGCAUCAUCUACCGGAGUAGACAGUACUGGCUGGGUAACCAGGAUCCAGAGAGCAGUGUGGUGCGGCCAGAGGUCAAGCAUGUCUGGCAGGGGACCGAUGCCUUCCAGAUAGACCAUCAGAAUGCAGCUCAGCGGGUUUUGGAUGGAAUGACUUAUAUAAUCCAAUCAGUGACAGAAUACAGCUCAGGCCCAACUAAAGCCGUCACCGCCUGGCUCACAGACCGGGUGGCUCCACCCUACUGGAAACCCAACUCGGAAAUCCUUGAAUGUAAUGGUUGUAAGAGAGCGUUUGAGGAGGCGGAGAGGAAACACCACUGUCGGGCUUGUGGGGAGGGUUUCUGUCAGGCCUGCUCCACUCACAGCAUGCCAGUGCCCGAGAGGGGCUGGGGCGGCACCCCUGUACGAGUCUGUGAUGCCUGUUACCAGCAGGAAGGACCCCAGCACACUGGACAGGUGGCUGUCACAGAACCCCGGGCACUAGUCGCCCGCAGGGUGGCAGAAGUAGCUCAGUCAACACUGGAUAUGGUCUCCACCGCAGUGGACUACCCCCUAUGUUUAGUAAAGGGAGUUGCGAGACCAGACUAUUGGAUCCCAGACCAGGAGAUCACCCAGUGCCACAGCUGUGCCAAACCCUUCACCCCCAGCAUACACAAGCACCACUGCCGGGCAUGCGGUCAGGGAGUGUGUGGGAACUGCUCGACUAAGACCAGGCCAGUGCCGUCUCGAGGCUGGGACCACCCUGUGCGAGUGUGUGACGGCUGCGCUGACCGCAGGGAUUCCCUUUGAAAUACAGCCUGGAGCAGUUUUCAAGCCUCAACCACUGUAAUCACGGCUGGGGGGGGGGGGGGUAUGAAACCCACUGCAGUGGCAUAGACAAACACUCAGGCUCUCCAAAGCGUUAGCUGCAAAGUUAGAGGAUGAAGAUAUCUGGGUUAUAUUUCAUCUUCAAAAUCAAUAGAGGAAAAAACAAACAAAAAUUGUCUUAAGCAUUUUUUAUAUUCCUUUUGACUGCAGGAUGAAUAAACUUUUUUUUUUUUUGUGAGAUUUGCUGCAGAAAUUAAAAAGAGGAAAAUAGAAAAUACUGCCGUUAAUAGUUUUAAUAGAUUCUAGCUAAUUGACUGUAGUGCUGAAUGCAAACUGUCUCCUAAAAGUGUUUUUCUGUAAAUUAAUUUGAUUAAACAUAUUAAUGUUUCUAUCCCGAAGAUAAGAAAUAACCUGCAAAGCAGACGAAGAGACAGUGAGCAAGAGCAGUAAAAAUGAACACAUCUAGUACACAGUUAAUUAUCAUUUGAGAUAAGUAGGAGAUGUUCACAUCUAAUCUAAUUACAAAAAACAGUUUAAUAUUUUAUUCCAGGAACAGAAGUGAAGUUAAGCAGUGUAGUUUAUCAUGUGCUGAAUCCUCUGAGUUCAUAUCUCGUUGUAUUUUUUAUCUGCAUUCGCCUUUACUACACAUUUUUCUCAAAUAACUGCACUUUACCUAAUGUUUACUAUUACUUUAGUUGAGAGCCAUAUAACCUAAUACAUAAGAUGCAAGAGUGCAUAUAUAUAAUGAAAACUGAAUUAUUCUCCAUCAUUUAUAGUGCCUGAUGCAUCUCAACCACUCUCUUGCGGUGAGUGUGUGACAUUUAAUACAGACUUACACUAAACUCAGUGCAGAUGACAGCAGGAUAACUCAUAAUGUUUGUACAGCUCAUAAAAUGGCUUAUAUAUGGCACUUUAUUCAUAUUUGACUGGAGAGAAUCCAUGUGGAAUUUCUUAAAGAGAUAAUUUACCCAAAAAUGAAAAUGAUAUCCUCGUAUCCAUAGUACACUUCCAUAUAUAUAUAUAUAUAUAUAGUUACAAACAAUCUUCAAAAUAUCAUCUUUUGUGUUCAACUGAAGAAAGAAACUUAAACAGGUCUUAAACGGGUCAUGAGGGAGUUUUCAUUUUUGGAUAAACUAUCCCUUUAGCUGUGAUGUUUAUGUUUUUUUUUUAUGAUUCUGCUUUUUAUAUUUUUUAUCUGGAAUUGAACAUUGUAGUCUUCUAUGAAGGGAUUUAACCAAAGCAAUGGUUUUAAUUGCAUACAAGCGAACCUGCAUUUGACAAUCCUGCAAUCUAUGUUUUGACUGGCUUUUAAUCAGAACAUUAAAGUUGUUUCAAAACA